Molecule: messenger RNA, 915 nt
Organism: Malus domestica (apple)
Lineage: Eukaryota; Viridiplantae; Streptophyta; Magnoliopsida; Rosales; Rosaceae
Source: RefSeq, a predicted model, not a curated record
AUGGCACAUGGGCGCAAUCUCAUGGCCUUGAUGGUCAAAAACAAGUUAGGGCUGGUUGAUGGAACAAUCACGAAGCCAACUGAUGCACAGGUUGAAGAAUUACAGCAAUGGAACAGGUGCAAUAAUCUGGUGAAAACAUGGCUGCUCGGUUCCAUGUUAAAAGAAAUCUCAGGAAGUGUCAUACACUGCAAUGACGCACGGCAGAUGUGGCUUGACCUGCAAGAAAAGUUCUCUCAUGUGAACAUCGUUCAACUGUUUCACAUAGAAAACGAAAUUCAUAAUUGUGUGCAAAGCAACAUGACGGUGAGUUCUUAUUUCACCAAACUCAAAAGCCUUUGGGAUAAACGUGAUGCCUUAUGUUCAAUCCUGACAUGCCAUUGUGAAGCGAGGAAUGAGAUAACAUCAUAUGUUGAGACUCAGAAAACAAUGAAGUGCCUUAUGGGUUUAAGUGACUCAUAUGCUACGGUUCGUAACAACACCCUCUUGCUGGAUCCAUUGCCAACUGUUAACAAAGCUUAUGCGCUUGUUCUUCGUCAUGAAAAACAAGUCGAAGUGUCAAAUGGAAAGAGCAGCACCAUGCAACCUGAAGUUGCCGUGUUUACAGUGAAAGGUGCUGGUCGAGAACCCGAGACAGAAGAUAGUAGUCAGCGAUGCGCCAAAUGCAACAAGACCAACCAUAGCACCAAGAAUUGUCGUGCUCAUCUCAAGUGCACAUUUUGUGGUUGGAAGGGACACACUUUUGACUUUUGCCUCAAACGAAAAGCAGCGGCUGAAACUGACCAAAGUCGGCCUUCCAAGGGCAACCAAGUCACGACAUGUGACAAGAAUGACACAAUGCCCAACUUCCAUUUUUUCUCCGGAGGACUGCAAGCAGAUUCUUCAGCUUUUGAACAAGAGCAAAUCCUCAUUUGCUAA